Messenger RNA from Penicillium pulvis, 1596 nucleotides. Its product is annotated as purine-cytosine permease family protein. NCBI's taxonomy places the organism in Eukaryota, Fungi, Ascomycota, Eurotiomycetes, Eurotiales, Aspergillaceae. The record is from RefSeq and is a predicted model, not a curated record. Gene Ontology annotation, biological process: transmembrane transport. Gene Ontology annotation, cellular component: plasma membrane; fungal-type vacuole membrane. Bases 1 to 1596 code for a protein of 531 amino acids. Gene Ontology annotation, molecular function: transmembrane transporter activity. The transcript is spliced from 6 exons.
AUGGCUCCCGAAAACGAAAUCGCCACCGUCCAGGUGCGCUCGGAGAAAGACGAGACGAUCCAACUCCCCACUCAAACUGUGGAUGAUAGCAAGAAUAUACAUGAUGCACCCUUCCCCGUCGAUAACUCGGCUGGUCGCAGAAACCCCGUCGGUUCGCGCUUGGGCUCCCUGCUGAGAGCCUUCGAGCAGCAGCUCGUCGAGUAUAACCUGGAGGCACGAGGUAUUGAACGUGUUGCGCCGGAGGAUCGCAUGAAGAAGUUGUCAUGGAUGUCGUAUCUGCAAGCAUUCUUGCUGUGGGUUUCGAUUAAUCUGGCGGCCAACAAUAUCACGCUUGGAAUGCUGGGGCCUGCAGUUUAUGGCUUGAGUUUCACGGACUCGGCUCUGUGUGCUGUCUUUGGUGUUUUUACUGGUUCUCUGGUUGCCGCAUGGGUAGCGACAUGGGGACCUGUUUCGGGCAUUCGGACUAUGGCGUUUGGCCGAUACUCGAUGGGAUGGUGGCCUAGUAAGAUCAUUGUUCUGUUGAACUUGAUUCAAAUGAUCGGUUACUGCUUGGUCGACUGUGUUGUCGGAGGGCAAAUCUUGUCUGCUGUUUCGCCCGGAGGCAUGUCCGUUGCUGUCGGUAUUGUCAUCAUUGCGGUUAUCAGUUGGGUCGUAGCGACGUUUGGCAUUCAAGGCUUCCAUCACUAUGAACGAUAUGCCUUCAUCCCCCAGCUUAUCGUCUUCUGUAUUCUAUUCGGUGUCUCAUCCGUGAAGUUUGACUUGACUACCCCAUCCACUGGCGAUCCCGCCACAGUAACCGCGAACAGACUAUCCUUCUUCUCCAUCUGCCUAAGCGCAGCAAUCACCUACGCCCCACUAGCAGCAGACUUCUUCGUCUACUACCCCGAACACACCUCUCGCCUAACAAUUUUCACCUUAACUCUAACAGGCCUCGUCCUCUCCUUCAGCUUCGCCCUCAUCUCCGGAAUCGGCCUGGGCUCAGGCAUAACCGCCCACGCCGAAUACGCCACAGCCUACGCAAAAGGCCAAGGCGCCCUAAUCGUCGAAGGCUUCGGCCCUCUCCACGGCUUCGGCAAAUUCUGCUCGGUAAUCGUUGCACUAGGCCUAAUCGCCAACACCGUCGCACCGACCUAUUCGGCCGGAGUGGAUUUCCAGAUCCUAGGCCGCUACGCCGAGAGAGUCCCGCGCGUUAUCUGGAACACUAUCGGUGUGGUCAUCUAUAUCGUCUGUGCACUUGUAGGAAGGGCUCACCUUUCUGAAAUCUUCACCAACUUCCUCGCGUUGAUGGGGUACUGGGUCGCUAUUUGGUUUGCGAUUUUGUUGGAGGAGUACUUGAUCUUCCGAAGGAAGAGUGGAUACCACUGGGCUGCGUGGCGGGAUCCGAAGAAACUCCCUAUUGGAGUUGCGGCUUUUGCAGCUUUCGUUGUUGGGUGGGUUGGUGCUAUUCUGUGUAUGUCUGAGGUUUGGUAUAUUGGGCCUAUCGCGAAGUUGGUUGGUGAUUACGGUGCUGAUAUGGGUAACUAUGUUGGCUUCACCUGGGCCUUGCUCGUGUAUCCUCCUUUGAGAUACUUGGAGCUGCGGUACGUGGGCCGUUGA